GUGUGAUAGGUUGAUAUGUCUUGUGUAUUAUUUUUUGCGAAAAUGUGAAUAUUUUAAUAAAAUACUGACACGAUAAUCGUCUGAAUACGGAUGAAAAGCCUCAUGAAGGAUGCCGACAGUCGGACCGCGACUGAUGGAGAGUAGCAUUAAUGUGGCAAACCUGCCUUGCACCUAAGUCGAGUUCACAAUGCUGCUGAAGAUGCCACAGAAGCUGCUGAAGACAGCCCAUUACAUCGAGCUGGGCAGCUACCAGCACUGGCCGGUGCUGGUGCCUCAGAGGAUACGUCUGUACACUUAUGAUCAGAUCCCUCUUUUCCUCAAGGAUAAUCCUUACAUCACAGAUGGCUACAGGGCUCACCUGCCCUCCAGACUCUGCUUGAAAAGUAUCUUUAUUUUAUCCAAUGAGACGGUAAAUAUCUGGAGCCACCUGCUGGGGUUUCUGCUUUUCUUCUCUCUGGGUGUGAACGACCUCUCGUCCAUCCUGCCGGCCUCUGGGGCUAAAAGAGAGGAUUACGUCAUCUAUGGCAUCGGACUGUUCUGCUUCCAGGCGUGCAUGUUGUGCUCUGCGGGGUAUCACCUGUUCUCAUGCCACCGGUCGGAGAAGACUUGCCGUCGCUGGCUGGCGUUGGACUAUGCAGGGAUAUCUGUUGGUAUCCUGGGCUGUUAUGUACCCGGAAUCUUCUACGCCUUCUACUGCAAUGCAUUCUGGCGGCAGGUUUAUCUGCUGACUGUGCUCUCGUUGAUCCUCGCAGUCUUCUGUGCUCAGGUCCACCCAAGUUACCUCAGCAGCGAAUGGCGAUUCUUGCGAAUGGCGAUCUUCUUCUGUGUGUGUGGCAUCAGUGUGAUCCCAGCAUGCCACUGGAUCUGGCUGAAUGAAGGAUUCAAAUCAGACGUCGUGCAGAUGUUCCUGCCUCGUGUUAUUGUGAUGUACCUCAUAGCUGGAUCUGCCUUCAUCUUCUACGUCACCAAGAUCCCAGAACGCUACUUCCCAGGUCAGCUCAACUACCUGGGUGCCAGUCACCAGCUGUGGCACGUGCUGGUGGUUGUGAUGUUUUACUGGUGGCACCAGUCAGCUGUGCACAUCAUGCACUUCAGCCACAGCCGGACCUGCCCGACUGGACCAGCAGUAACCAAAUGAAACUGAGCAAAUGACGGUUUUCCACACUCUACCAACUAACACAUCUUUAUCUCGCAGCCACUGAUUAAGUAAACUGUGUUAGCAUUACGAGGCUUCUUACCAGGAAGGUAUUUUUUUAGAAAUGGUCUCCUCAUUGAUGAGUAGCUCACAAAGACUUGCACUUGUUGUGUAGCUGCUAGUAGUCUGACCAGUGAAAGAUUGAGCAGUCUUUGGUUAAGUAAAUAUUGAACAGUGGCCAAGACCCAAACCAAUACAUGUAGGAUUUGUACUGUGGUGGCGUUGGCUCACAGUCAGCAGAGCUGAUGAGCGGUGGAUUGGAUCAAAUCUAUCCGCGCCCCCACACCAGACCUCUGGGUGCUCAGAACAAUGAGACAUGUAGCGCUUGAUCUUGAAUCAUAGCAGACAUAAAAAAAAUUAAACUUGAUCGAUCUGAUUAAGUGUUACAGUAGCAAACAAAUAUUGGUAGUGGAAUAAUUUCAGAAAGUAUUAAUUGUUUUGCUCCCAUUAGCAUACAACACAGGUUUAAGGCUGUUCCUGCACCAAA
This is a messenger RNA of Thalassophryne amazonica, 1682 nucleotides long. Its product is annotated as progestin and adipoQ receptor family member 3-like. Bases 188 to 1138 code for a protein of 316 amino acids. The record is from RefSeq and is a predicted model, not a curated record. NCBI's taxonomy places the organism in Eukaryota, Metazoa, Chordata, Actinopteri, Batrachoidiformes, Batrachoididae. The transcript is spliced from 7 exons. Gene Ontology annotation, molecular function: signaling receptor activity. Gene Ontology annotation, cellular component: membrane.